UUUGAAAUGGAAAGAGUGGGGAGAACAGAUUGUCGUUGAAUAUGGCAAAGAGGUAAAGGAGUUCGAAAGAAAGGGAAAGUUCAGAGAGAGAGAACACCGGUUAGCUAGAUCAUCGUGUUCAGUCUGCGGAAAGCGAGUGGUGGUUCACUUGGAAAUUUUGACAAUGAGUUGACUUAUCAUUGUUCUCAAUGUCCUCAAUCAAGAGGAUUGUCAUGCACACCCUCUAUCGAAUAUCAUUGGAUAGGGAUAACAAACGAUAAUAGCAAGAAGGAGGAGGGAGAAAAGAAUAAAAAGAAGAAGAAGAAGGUGGUAGUACCAUGUUAGAACCAGUUCUUGGAAUAUCACCGAUCUGGUGGUUGGUGUUAUAUGCUGCUCUGCUGUUAUUAUUGUCUCCAUUGGUGCUAUUGCUGAUCGUCUUUCUACCAAAUUUUCCAAUAUUAGUUUUACGUAGAAUGUGUUACAUACCAAUGGAAUCCAUAUGACAAUUAUUUUCAGUAUAUUUGAUAAAAACAGACAAUAUUUUCAAAGAAAUAUUCAAUUCUUUAAGCAUUGUACAUUAAUAUUUUGAGCAACGUCUAGAAAUUAUUUGGAUUUUUAUUUUAUAAGAUAAAUUCUGUAGAUCUCAAGAAUGACCGAAACAAAAAAAAUAUUUAUAAUCAAAAUUUUUAUCUCGAACCACCGAGUUUAUAUAAUACGAUUGAAAAAUAUUUGAUUCUUGAGAAGUUUACGUAGUCCAUGGAUGAAGAUCAAAUCGUAAUUGUGUAAAUCAAAAUGCGAAUACGAUUAUGCAUCAGCUUUAAUUAAAAAUCAAUAUUACGUAGUAAUUAUGUUUAUGUAGAGCUAAUGAACAAAACCUUCGACUAUUAGAAUGCAACCAUUUUUUGUUUUUAUUAUUCAUCCGUGUUUGUAUGCAUGAAGGAUAUCUCAGUAAUGAAUAGGAUCGAAGGCAUUUCCUGUUGUUUUUAUUACUAUUUUUUACUAUCAAAAUGUUUCUUAUUUGAAAUGCAAACUUUUCUAGAAAAUGAAAAAUUAUCUCUUAAUUCAUAUGUAGCGUAUACUGUUAAAAGAAAACUAGUAUGAUAAAGAUAGCGAAGAAAAAAAAAUCAAAUUCAAGGAUAAUCCAAUUGAAAUUCCAUCGAUCUGAUGGAUAGACACAUGCUAUAUUUCAUUUUUCAAGAAAUUUCUUUAUACAACUAGUAUAAUAAUAUGUUUUAUUAUAUUAUUAGCAUUUAAUGAAACAACUCAGCAAGGACUUUAAUAACAUAACAAAAUCAAGUACAAUAUACGUUAAAAAUCUUUUACAUGGUUUAUUAGAAAAGCUGGCGACUUGGCAAAAGGGAGCAAAGGUAGCGAAUGAUGAAUUAUUUAUGAACGUAAAUCGUUAGUUCUAUGUAUAUUUAACGUGGAUAUUAUAUGACUCGGCAUGUAAUAGGAAUGUUAAGUGAAAAACAUUAUGGCGUUUGAUGACUAUCUAGAAUAUUUUCAAAUUUCUUUUUCAAUAUGAUAUUUUGUUUAUUCAAACUAUAAUUAUCAAAAUGAUAUUAAUUAUUGCGUAACCAAUUAUCGUAUGUAUGAAUUAUUGAAAGGGAAAUUUGAUCAAAAUGGAAAGUGAUAGUUCGAUAAUUUUUCACACGUGUCCCUGGAUAAAUUAGAGAAUAGUAUUCGAUUCUAUUAGUUUAUAAAUGUCCUAGUAAGGUGAUGUAGAAAUGAGAGUUUCGUUCAAGGUAGUAGCCCACUUUCGUUUCUAAAUAUAUUACGAUAUGAUCAAUCGAAUGAUAUUUUAAAUAUCGCGAAGAUAAUUGUUGUGUAAAUCUACGAUUAAUUGAAAUGAUUUAAAAUCAUGAUAUUGGUAUGAAAAAUUGUAUGAUAUAAGUAAAGGUCCUUGCAUCUGUUACAUUUGGAAAAGGAACAUCAGCCAAUUGUUGACGUCCUUCUACGUUUUAUCAGCACUCCUUAUAUUAUUAUAGUCAGACUCGAAGUUGGGACCUUAUAGUACAUGGCUAUCGGUGAGUACUUUCGCUGCGAGUUGGUUACGUAGUGGGGGAGUUGAGACUUGAACCCUGAGACCCCAUAAGCCAUAUAUACUACGGGAGCAUGCAAUUCUCUUGCUACUUGCUGUCAGCUUCUCGACGAUCCCCGUUCUUAACAAGCAACGUUAUUCAACGCAUUCAUCAAGAAGGCCAAUUCUGGCGUUGAACAAUAAAGAUGAGGAUCCUGAUCAUAUCACUAUUGAUAUGUAUCGUGGCAUCAGAACCAGGCUUGUUGAGGGUGCCAAAAGUAUACAACGCUGUGAUCACAAGUAAUCAAAAUCUUUCACCAUCGAGAGCUUACCCAGUGAUACAACCAGUAAUUCAUCGAACUGCGAUCGGUUAUGUGCCACCAUUUUAUUAUGCUAACGUAGCUCCUCACCUCGCUGGACCGGAAGUGAUACAUUUUCCACGUACCGAACAACCAAUUGGUAAUACUGAGAAACCUGAAGAUGUUGUUGAUGUUUCUACAGAAUCAGUUACAGAAAAAGAUGUAGGCUCAGGGGGAUCUAAUGAUGAGAAACAAAGUGAAAAUGAUUCUAAAAAGAAAAAAGGGAAAAAAGAUGGAGAAGAAGAAGUGCCACUAAGCUUUUAUCCAAAUUAUCAAUCACUUUAUUACGAUCCUUAUUUUUACACUUACAAUGCUUUCAAUCCCCAUUUGAUACCGGGAACUUAUUAUGUUGAUUAUCAACCAUUCGCACCGAUUCCACCGAUUAUUCCGAAACCAGCCACGAAUGGAAAUAUUCUGACAAAUUUUAGUCCUGAUGAAAAUAAGGAUAGAAGAAAAGAAGGAAAUGAGAAAGAGAAGAUACCGGAUGUACCAGCGCCACCAGUGCCAACGUCAUCUCCGAAAAAUUCACGUUGAUUAGGAACCACUUUAACAAUGGUUCUCAAUGUCUUUAUCGAAAUUAUGUAACUUUAUUAAUUUGUAAAAAACAACGUGACGCAAAAGUUUGAGAACUACUGUGUUAGAGGAUACCAUUCUUGAGAAUUUUUUUUGAGAAUUUUUCUUGAGAUACUUUCGAGGCUGAUAGAGACUGCUAAACAAAAAAAAAAUAUAUAUAUAUAUAUGUAUAUUGUUCAUAGUUACAUUUCUCCUGUUCUUUUUGAAAAUUUUCUUUCUUUUAUAAUA
Polistes canadensis is the source of this 3159-nucleotide messenger RNA. RefSeq lists its product as uncharacterized. NCBI's taxonomy places the organism in Eukaryota, Metazoa, Arthropoda, Insecta, Hymenoptera, Vespidae. The transcript is spliced from 3 exons. Bases 2206 to 2892 code for a protein of 228 amino acids. The record is from RefSeq and is a predicted model, not a curated record.